Messenger RNA from Neopsephotus bourkii (Bourke's parrot), 886 nucleotides. RefSeq names its product heat shock protein family B (small) member 1 (gene HSPB1). The record is from RefSeq and is a predicted model, not a curated record. NCBI's taxonomy places the organism in Eukaryota, Metazoa, Chordata, Aves, Psittaciformes, Psittacidae. Gene Ontology annotation, biological process: protein refolding; response to heat. The transcript is spliced from 3 exons. Gene Ontology annotation, molecular function: protein folding chaperone. The coding region runs from base 133 to 717 and encodes 194 amino acids.
UUUCCCGUCCGUUCCCUGUGUCCCGCUGUGAUUUCCAUUAAUAGCCAGCUGAGCCGCCCAACUAAAAAUAACCCCCGGCCGCCUUCAUAAGGCCCCAUAGUGCCGCUCCCCCCGCCGCUCCACGGCAGCACCAUGGCCGAGCGCCGCGUCCCCUUCACCUUCCUGCGCAGCCCCAGCUGGGACCCGUUCCGGGACUGGUACCAUGGGAGCCGCCUGUUCGACCAGUCCUUCGGGAUGCCCCACAUCCCCGAGGAUUGGUACAAGUGGCCCAGCGGCACCGCCUGGCCCGGCUAUUUCCGCCUCCUGCCCCGGGAGAGCGCGCUGGUGCCGGCUCCCGGUUCUCCCUAUGGACAAGCGCUGAGCCGGCAGCUGAGCAGCGGCAUCUCCGAGAUCCGCCAGACCGCGGACAGCUGGAAGGUGACCUUGGACGUGAACCACUUCGCACCCGAGGAGCUGGUGGUGAAGACCAAGGAUAACAUCGUGGAGAUAACGGGCAAACACGAGGAGAAGCAGGAUGAGCACGGCUUCAUCUCCAGGUGCUUCACCCGCAAAUACACCCUGCCCCCCGGCGUGGAGGCCACGGCGGUGCGGUCCUCGCUGUCCCCCGAUGGCAUGCUGACGGUGGAGGCGCCGCUGCCCAAGCCUGCCAUCCAGUCCGCAGAGAUCACCAUCCCCGUCACCGUGGAGAGCCAAGCCAAGGAGCCGGCCAAGAAGUGAGGAAGAGGAGGAGGAGGAGGAGCCGCUGCCUCCCCACAAGCUGCAUCCUCACCCCCAUCCCCGCUUGCAGCCCCCUUUUUAUUACUUUGUACUCGCCCCGUCACCGAGUGCCUUGAAUCAAUGUGAAGGAGCCGAUAGCAUCAGCUGGAAUAAAGAGUGGUGAAAGAAA